UUGACCACCUUCCCAUCCUCAGCGCGCCUUCCCCCGACAAGCAAUAGCUAUACAUUAGGGACGAAACGGCUCGUCGAUGGGUCUUUCCCUUCCGUGCUUCGCUCCCUUCCUCACAUUCUCAUUGACUGCUCUCCCAGCUCAGCGGCUCUUAUCGCCCACCCGCCUCUCCUCCCUCCUUUAACCUCUUCCUCCUCCACCUCCUCCCAUGGAUUCCCCUCCUCUUAUCCUCCGUCCCUGACGCCACCUUCCUGCCAUCCCCCGCUCCUCGUUGCGGCAGGAUGGCCUCCUCUCACCGGUACCGCCAAGGCCUCCUGUCCUUCGUCCUCCUCGUGGCCGUCGCGGACAAUGCCACCUCCACUUCGAGCAUCCGCGUCGACGUCAUCCGCCGCCCGUCGAGCAUGGUCUCCUCCGUCCCCGCGUUCCGCGAGGCGCCCGCCUUCCGGAACGGGAACGAGUGCCCCUCGCCGUCGGAGGCGGGUCGCGUCGACAUCGCGAUGACCCUCGAUGCCAACUACCUGCGCGGUACCAUGGCCGCAGUCCUCUCCAUCCUCCAGCACACCUCCUGCCCGGAGAGCGUCACUUUCCACUUCCUCGCCGCCCAGUUCGAGCCCGACGUCCUCGCUAGCAUCCGCGCCGCUUUUCCCUACCUCGACUUCCGGGUGUACCGCUUCGACUCCGGCCGCGUGCGCGGCCGCAUCUCCCGGUCCAUCCGCCACGCCCUCGACCAGCCGCUCAACUACGCCCGCAUCUACCUCGCGGAAAUCCUCCCGCCCGAGGUCCGGCGCGUCAUCUACCUCGACUCCGACAUCGUCGUCGUUGACGACAUCCGCCACCUCUGGGAGGUGGAGCUCGAGGGGCACGUGGUCGCCGCCCCGGAGUACUGCCACGCCAACUUCACCAAGUACUUCACCGACGCGUUCUGGUCGGACGCCACGCUCUCCAGCACGUUCGACGGCCGCCAGCCCUGCUACUUCAACACCGGAGUGAUGGUGAUGGACGUGGAGAUGUGGAGGUCGGGAGGGUACACCAAGAUGGUGGAGGACUGGAUGGGAGUGCAGAAGCAGAAGAGGAUCUACCACUUGGGCUCCCUGCCACCAUUCCUGUUAGUCUUGGCCGGAAACAUAAAGGCAGUCGAUCACAGGUGGAACCAGCACGGCCUGGGCGGAGACAACAUCGAAGGCAAGUGCAGAAGCCUUCAUCCAGGGCCCAUUAGCCUUCUCCACUGGAGCGGCAAAGGGAAGCCUUGGUUGAGGUUGGACUCCAGGAAGCCAUGUGCCGUCGACUACCUCUGGGCACCUUACGAUCUCUACAAGUCCUCGUCACCCUCCCUGGAAGAGUAAGGCGACUUGAAGAGGUCGAAGAAUAGCCGGUGAAGGGCAAAGAGAGGUGGGAAGCAGAGAGAUAGCAUGGGGAGGGAAACGGGAACUGGUUUGUGUUAACGUACGUAGGAGAACUGAAUGGCUGUCAAGACAUUGAUGCGCCCGUGACAAGGUCGGGAGCAUCGUUUGGAUGGGAGAAGACCUGCUGCAAAUAGGAUGAGGAGGAG
This is a messenger RNA of Musa acuminata subsp. malaccensis (wild Malaysian banana), 1546 nucleotides long. Its product is annotated as probable galacturonosyltransferase-like 4. NCBI's taxonomy places the organism in Eukaryota, Viridiplantae, Streptophyta, Magnoliopsida, Zingiberales, Musaceae. Gene Ontology annotation, molecular function: glycosyltransferase activity. Gene Ontology annotation, cellular component: Golgi apparatus. The record is from RefSeq and is a predicted model, not a curated record.